AUGACCAUCCAGACUGCCCACGUCCGCAUCGUGGAAGUCGGGCCCCGGGACGGCUUGCAAAAUAUCUGUGACCAGGUCCCCACGUCUACCAAGGUGGAACUCAUCAGGCGCUUGCGGGAAACAGGACUGCGCACAAUCGAGCUUACAUCCGUUGUCUCGCCGCGCGCAAUUCCACAGUUGGCGGAUUGUCGCGAAGUAAUGGACCACGCUUUGGUAAAGACACUGCUUCAGAAUGAGACUGGAGGUCUGCGGUUUCCGGUGUUAGUGCCUAAUGUGAAGGGCCUGGACAUUGCAAUGAAAUGCGGGGUGAAGGAGAUUGCUGUAUUUAUUAGUGCGACGGAAGGGUUUAGUAAGGCGAAUAUCAAUUGCUCGGUGGAGGAUGGGAUUGCCAGAGCCAGCGACGUGGCUGGGUUGGCGACGAAGGCAGGUGUUGCUGUCCGAGGCUAUGUUUCUUGUAUCUUCGCGGACCCGUACGAUGGUCCCACCCCGGAGGGUGCGGUCCUGCACUGCACCAGAUCGCUGCUGGACGCGGGCUGCUACGAGGUCAGCCUGGGCGACACAACGGGCAUCGGCUCGCCCUCAAACGUGCACAGCCUCAUCAAGUACCUGAUCAGCAACGGUAUCCCUCUCGAAAAGCUGGCCGGCCACUUCCACGACACCUAUGGCCAAGCCGUCGCCAAUGUCUGGGAAGCGUAUACUUGCGGAAUGCGAGUAUUUGAUAGCAGUGUUGGUGGGCUGGGCGGAUGCCCCUUCGCACCAGGCGCAAAAGGAAACGUUGCCUCGGAGGACCUGGUAUACAUGUUUCACAAUGCAGGCAUACACACGGGCGUCGAUCUGCCCAAGCUCGUCGAAGUGGGCGACUGGAUAUCGCGAACGCUGUCCAUGACCAAUUCCAGCCGCGCCGGCACAGCACUAUCCGUAAAAGACAACCUUGCCAACUCGCCAUCCACCCCUGCCAAGCCUCCCAGACAAGUUUCCCGACAAUGGACUGUCCUCGCCCAGCCACAAGGCCUCCAACUACACCGCGGCGGGACAAACCUCAAGAUCACCCGCAACCGCCCCAAAGGGGACGAUCGUCGCGCUGAACGGGCCCGCGUGCGGCGGCGUGGGGCUGGCGUUUGCGUGCGAUAUUCGAGCUUGCGUGCGCGGCGCAGGGUGCGCUCUGAACGAGAUUAA
This is a messenger RNA of Penicillium canariense, 1176 nucleotides long. RefSeq names its product hydroxymethylglutaryl-CoA lyase. The transcript is spliced from 2 exons. Gene Ontology annotation, biological process: L-leucine catabolic process; ketone body biosynthetic process. The record is from RefSeq and is a predicted model, not a curated record. The coding region runs from base 1 to 1176 and encodes 391 amino acids. NCBI's taxonomy places the organism in Eukaryota, Fungi, Ascomycota, Eurotiomycetes, Eurotiales, Aspergillaceae. Gene Ontology annotation, molecular function: hydroxymethylglutaryl-CoA lyase activity.